CUCGUUGCACCCUACUAAUUACUGAAAUCCAUUGUUUCCACAUUCAUCUCAUUGAGAGAGAGAGAGAGAGAGAGAGAGAGAGAUCUGAACCGUUGAAGGAGAGAGAUGGCUGAUUGGGGCCCAGUUGUGAUCGCCGUACUCCUGUUCAUCCUCCUAUCACCUGGACUGUUGAUUCAGGUGCCCGGGCGAACGAGAGUCGUUGAAUUCGGGAACAUGUGCACCAGUGGGAUUUCCAUCCUAGUUCAUACCAUAUUCUUCUUUGGUACACUCACCAUCUUGGUCAUUGCCAUUGGGGUCCACAUACAUACAGGUUGAUCAGAUCUUGACUACACAAGAGGGACCUUCUUUGCUUUCAAAUUUUAAUUUGUUUUGUUUUGUUUUGUUUUUUUUUUUUUUUUUGGAAUUACAUACUGUUUUGUUUCCAAAAUUUAGAGAUUGUUAAGUGAAAUGUCAUCUGAGGUUUGUAAGUUUAUUUUCUCUUGUUUGGGGUUCAAGUUUCAGAUAUCACAAUGGGACCGUUGAUCAAUGGUCCACCUUCAUUUCAACGGCUUUUCAAUCUUUGAUAUUCUUGCAAACCUUAAUUUCAAAAAUGGUCCACUUUAAUUUGUCA
Messenger RNA from Magnolia sinica, 610 nucleotides. RefSeq lists its product as uncharacterized. Lineage: Eukaryota; Viridiplantae; Streptophyta; Magnoliopsida; Magnoliales; Magnoliaceae. The transcript has a single exon. Bases 106 to 315 code for a protein of 69 amino acids. The record is from RefSeq and is a predicted model, not a curated record.